CCUGGGUGGAAGCAGCAUGGCGCGCGUGCGUGCGGAGCUCCUUCACAAACUCCACUUUAUUUGCACUUAGUUCGUCUUUAGAUUCACUUUAUAACUGGGGACGUGAACGUAUUAAAGCUGGAAUAUAAAUCGCAGGAUGGACGAAGGGAAUAAACUUCAAUUCCCGUCCCUGCCAGUCGCCAAAGAAGAGCAGCUGGAUUGGGCAUAUCCAAUGAGAAGAGAGAUGCAGGAAAUCCUCCCAGGCUUGUUUCUUGGUCCCUAUUCAGCUGCUAUGAAGAGCAAGCUCUCAGUACUGGAGAAGCAGGAAAUAACUCACAUUGUGUGUGUACGACAAGACAUUGAGGCCAACUUCAUAAAGCCAAACUUUCCCUCUAAAUUUAGGUACCUUGUUUUAGAUAUAGCAGAUAACCCUGUGGAAAAUAUAAUUAGAUAUUUCACAAUGACUAAAGAAUUUAUUGAUGGAUGUUUAAAAUCAGGAGGGAAGGUACUUGUUCACGGAAAUGCAGGGAUAUCAAGAAGUGCUGCCUUAGUUAUUGCCUACCUUAUGGAAACAUUUGGUGUAAAAUACAGAGAUGCCUUUAAUCAUGUACAGGAGCGACGAUUUUGCAUUAAUCCUAAUGUGGGUUUUGUUCAUCAGCUACAGGAAUAUGAAGCAAUAUAUCUUGCCAAGUUAACCAUCAAGAUGAUGUCACCCAUUCAGUUGGGCAGAUCUUACUCCAUCCAAGCUGGGAUGCCAGGAAGCCUAAAGCGAACACUAGAGGAGGACGAAGAUUUCGGGAGUAUGCAAGUUACACACGCAGCACAAAACGGAUAGGCUUUACUAAUACGUGCUUUACUGCAGCGGACGUUUCUUUUUACAUUUUUAUUGGGAUUAAAAAUGUAAAUAUUUGUACAGGGGGGAGGGAGUGACUGCUCCUUGUGACUCUUGGAGUUGGGGAAGAUUUGAUUUUUUUUUUUUUUUUUAGCUGUAUGCACUGAACUUUUUUGCAGUUUUAUAGUAUUUAAAGCAUUUUGCAUUUGCAGCGGGACAGUAUUGCAAUAAUGCACUUUUGAUACUUGAACUACU
Messenger RNA from Triplophysa rosa, 1066 nucleotides. RefSeq names its product serine/threonine/tyrosine interacting protein (gene styx). The transcript is spliced from 11 exons. Gene Ontology annotation, molecular function: protein tyrosine/serine/threonine phosphatase activity; F-box domain binding. Gene Ontology annotation, cellular component: nucleoplasm; cytoplasm. The record is from RefSeq and is a predicted model, not a curated record. Bases 137 to 814 code for a protein of 225 amino acids. Gene Ontology annotation, biological process: protein dephosphorylation; negative regulation of protein binding; negative regulation of SCF-dependent proteasomal ubiquitin-dependent catabolic process. NCBI's taxonomy places the organism in Eukaryota, Metazoa, Chordata, Actinopteri, Cypriniformes, Nemacheilidae.